Molecule: messenger RNA, 1029 nt
Organism: Prunus persica (peach)
Lineage: Eukaryota; Viridiplantae; Streptophyta; Magnoliopsida; Rosales; Rosaceae
Product: 12-oxophytodienoate reductase 2
Exons: 3
Coding region: 1-639 (212 amino acids)
Molecular function (GO): oxidoreductase activity; FMN binding
Source: RefSeq, a predicted model, not a curated record
AUGCUCUCUGGGAUCUGCUUUGAUGGGGUUGAAAUUCAUGGGGCUCAUGGCUACCUGAUUGAUCAGUUUAUGAAAGACCAAGUGAACGAUCGAACAGAUGAAUAUGGUGGAUCGCUGGAGAAUCGUUGCCGGUUUGCUCUGGAAAUCGUUGAAGCUGUUGCUAAUGAGAUAGGAGCAGAUAAAGUUGGAAUUAGAUUAUCACCAUUUGCAGACUAUAUGGAAUCAGGGUAUUCGAAUCCGAAAGCAUUAGGCCUUUAUAUGGCCAAAUCCUUGAACAAAUACGGGAUCCUGUACUGCCAUGUGGUUGAGCCAAGAAUGAAGACAGUUGGAGACAAAAGUGAAACCCCUUACAGUCUUCUGCCCAUGAGAGAAGCUUUUAAAGGUACCUUCAUUGCUGCUGGUGGUUUUGACAGGGAAGAUGGGAACAAUGCUGUGGCAGAGGGUCGUGCAGAUCUUAUUGCUUAUGGACGUUUGUUCUUGGCUAAUCCAGAUUUUCCCAAGAGAUUUGAGCUUAAUGCUCCUCUAAAUAAGUACAACCGAGAGACAUUCUAUACAUCUGAUCCGGUGGCAAGAGGAAGGGGACAAGGAGGACCAACUUUGGACAACAUUUCCCAAGAUAAUAGCAUGGCCUCAAUAUAGGGGAAAUUAUUGCUAAGGCUGUCGUAUUUUGUGUAUUUUGGGAUAUGUAAUUUUCUGGCCAGAGGGAUUUUGUGACAAAAGGGACUGAUUCUGACUUUAGACUGUGUAAUUGGUUUUGAGUUUGAGGGCUAAAACUAUGUAAUUGCUUGCCUAUUUUGGGUUAGGUACUUUUUUGGGCAUGAGGAUUUUGUGUACUUUGUGUCCUUGGUUUUGAGCUAGAACAGCUCAAACUGUGUAAUUGGUUGUCUGUUUUGGCUUAUGUACUUUUUUAGGCAGGUGCAUUUUGUAAUUGGAAUUCUAUAAUUGGUCUAACUGGUCUUCAGUUUCAUGGGCUCAAACUAUGUAAUUGGAAUUCGAAUGUUUAUAUGGAUGUUCAUUUUGUAAAUUGCC